Molecule: messenger RNA, 5428 nt
Organism: Liolophura sinensis
Lineage: Eukaryota; Metazoa; Mollusca; Polyplacophora; Chitonida; Chitonidae
Product: alpha-2-macroglobulin-like
Exons: 40
Coding region: 93-5294 (1733 amino acids)
Cellular component (GO): extracellular region
Molecular function (GO): endopeptidase inhibitor activity
Source: RefSeq, a predicted model, not a curated record
UCUCAAAGAGCGAACCACGUCCACUAGAGGCAGCAGCAUCUUUUUAGUAUUUUUCACCCCUUUCGACAGUUUUCCACUCUUAAAGCAUCAUCAUGAAAUGGGCGGUGACGUCCGUCUUGAUAGUACUUUUGGCAUCUACUCAGGUUGAAUCCGAUGGAAACUACAUCUUUACGGCACCAGCCAAGCUUCAGAUGGGAGGCACGGAAUCCGUGUGUAUCUUACUGAGUGACUUUAACGAAGACGUCUUUGUCCAGAUUCGACUUGUGGAUAAUGGAACAGUUUUACAGAGUAUGAGCCAUACUUUUAAGGGAGGCGAGGGCGGGUGUGUGGACUUCCCAGUUCCCUUACUGACGGAUAGGGAGAACAGCUGGGAGAAGGAUGACCUGGAAGUGAUCGGUGUGGGUCAGGAAACAGACCAGCGUUUUGAAGGUCUGACCCAUGUCAAUCUAAUUGAGAGACAGUCUAGUAUUGUCUUCUUACAAACAGACAAGCCUUUAUACAAGCCUGGACAACUGGUUCGAUUUCGGGUUUUGGCGGUCGAUGAGCAGCUUCGUCCAGUCGCCAGUCCUAUCACUAUUGACUUACGUAACCCUAUCCUUGUCACCCUCGCCCACUGGGAGGAUCAACAAUCACAGUACGGUCUACAUGACUUCGAAUUCCAACUGUCCAAGGAGCCAGUAAUGGGGACAUGGACUAUCGAGGCCAACCUGAAUGGGACAAAAUACCCUACAAGUUUCAAAGUGGAAGAAUACGUUCUUCCGAAGUAUGAAGUUACUGUCACCCCGCCCCCUUACAUUCAGCCAUGGACGCCGUUUAUUGAGGGUGAAGUGUGCGCCAAGUACACCUAUGGUAAGCCGGUGAAGGGCAAACUGAGAUUGGAGGUGUGUCUGGACAAAGGGUAUGCGUAUUACUACCGCGAAGCUAGCGAUGACAGCAACAGCAACAGCAACAAGAUAUGUACACAGUUUAUUGAAAAGAUAGAUGGGUGCCAGAAGUUUUCUGUGAACGGUACCGUUAUUGGCCUGCCCUAUAAUACAUACAGCGUCUGGUCAGCCAAGGUUCGCUACAACGCCUCUGUCUUGGAAGAGGCCACAGGCGUGACCCUGUACGGAUCUAGUGAAUCGGGACCUAUUGAAACUAAGGAAGUGACCAUCGCAUUUGAAGAGGUUUCGGAGUAUUACAAACCUGGGCUGCCAUUCACGGGAAAGGUGGUGGUCACGCGGCCAGACAAGUCCGCCGCCCCAGGGGAACCAAUCCGACUGACGGCCAUGAGUUAUUUCCCUUACAUGCGCUUCGAGCGAAAUUUCACAACUGACAUUCACGGAUCGUUUUACUUUGCUCUUCCAGCCGAGGCUGCAAGACAGCAAUUUAAUAUUGAGGCGACAGCCCUCCGUUAUGAAAGAGGGGCUAUGAGUUUCCCCGAGAAUUACCACCAGGUAUCCUCAGCCAGGGCUUAUCGCUACCUGAAGCCCUGGUACUCCCCAUCUAACAGCUUCCUGGACAUCAGCAGUAUCCGGGAGACGGUCAAGUGUGGUGGGGACAUCCCUGUACAAGUAACCUACAGUACACCCCCAGACACCACCUACAACUUCCACUAUCAGAUUUUGGUACGAGGAAACAUAGUUAGAACUGGUAGUGUAGAGAACGCCUUUGCUGGGUCGGAGUUCCAUGGAACUGAGGAGAACAGAGAGAGCUUGAUUCGCAUCACCACUAUUGCGCCACCUCCACCACCUACCUUCCCAAAUAUCACGCUGAAUUGGACGGAGAGCACAACUCCAGUCGCCGUAGAACUGUCUGUGUCAGUGGAUGUUGAGUCAAGCUCCAGGGAGAAACGGGAAGUUGAAACCAGAAACUCUACUCACCUGGCUCGUUUUGAGUUUACCAUUCCACUGACCAGCGCUAUGGCAGGAGGCGGCAGACUGUUAGUCUACUAUAUUAGAGAGGACAAGGAAGUUGUGGCGGGGCAUGCCCAAUUUAAGGCGGGGAACUGCGUCGACAACAAGGUGGAGAUGAGUUUUGCUGAUAGUCCGGUGUUUCCGGGGGAUCCGGCCACUCUCCAGGUGUCCGCCAGUCCGGGCUCCCUUUGUGGUAUUGGAGUGGUCGAUAAGAGUGUACUACUUCUGGGAGGUCAAAACCAGCUGACUUUGGAGCAGGUCAUGGAAUUCUUACGCAAUCGGGAUCCAUUGAGAUAUCCCUCCGCAUAUUUGGAUUAUAAAGAAGCUAAUAUCUACUGUUUGGACAAGGUUGGAAUCCCCGAAAAGUAUGAAGCUGAGGUUGAUGAGAGACUUCUGAGGUUACAAGGUGACUGGUGGCAGCUGCCCUUCAGAUACCAGGUGGAGCAAGUUGACUCUAUGCAGGCAUUUCAGAGCACUGGUCUUGUAACAGCAACCAACCUGCGUAUUCUGACCAGACCGUGUGUUGUAUCUGAUCAACGUAAGUACUAUGAUUAUGACGAUAUGGAUGGAGAAGCCGGACAACCCAUUGCUGUCAUGAGCCCCGGUGUGGCUCGAACAGCCACAGACGCCGUGAUGUUUGAAUCGCCUGGAGAAAACACCGUAGUGAAGGCCGAAGAGACAAAGGCAAGGACCUAUUUUCCCGAAACAUGGUUGUGGGACAUUGAGAAAAUCGGUGAUGAUGGAAGGCUAACCCUGAAGAAACCCAUCCCAGACGCCAUAACAGAGUGGGUGGGCAGCACAGUAUGCACCAACACAAAAACCGGCUUAGGGGUGUCCGGUACCGCUAAAGUCACGGCCUUCAAGCCAUUCUUCGCCUCCUAUACGUUGCCGUAUUCUGUAAUCAGAGGGGAGAGGAUUCCAAUACCGGUGACAGUCUUCAACUACCUCACCGACUGUCUGGCCAUUCGGCUUGACCUUGAUGUGUCCAAGGGUCAGUUUGAGCUGGAGGGUGUGUCCAGCGUGACGCUGUGUGUGUGCGGACAAGACUCGGAAACACACAGAUUCCUCAUCACUCCCAAUACUCUGGGUGAUGUCAAUAUUACCGUUGAUGCCAGGUCUGUGACGGAUGCUGGAUACUGUAGUAACAGCCUGGUGAUGAGUACUGAGGGAAUCGGCGUCAGAGAUAUCCUGACCAGACCACUUCUUGUGGAGUCUGAAGGAAUCCCAGAGGAGUACACCAGGAGCAUCUUUGUCUGUCCCAAAGGUGAAGAUGCUAAAACAGCUGUAGAAGAAAUCGACAUGCUUCUUCCAGACAAUGUCAUCUUAGAUUCUGCACGAGGAUAUGUCACUGUAAUUGGCGACCUCAUGGGCUCAGCUUUGAAUAACCUCGACAACCUGGUGAAAAUGCCUUAUGGUUGUGGUGAGCAGAACAUGGCUUCAUUCACUCCAAACAUCUACGUCAUGGAAUAUCUGUACAGCACAAACCGACUCACUCAGGAAAUUUCUGAUAAGGCCACCAAUUACAUGAAGAUAGGAUAUCAGCGGCAGUUACGCUACCGCCACAAGGAUGGGUCUUACAGCGCCUUCGGCGAGAGGGAUGGCUCCAGCCAGCCCGGCAGCUCCUGGCUUACAGCAUUUGUCGUCAAAUCCCUGGCAAAAGCUCGCCCAUACAUCUUCAUAGACCAGAAAGAUUUGGACCAAAGUAUCAACUUCUUCAAGUCCUCCCAGGACAAUGAGACAGGAUGCUUCCCUAAAAUAGGACAGACCAGUGCCUAUUUAAAGGGUGGUUUGGAGGGACAGGCAAACUCGACAUUAACGGCAUACAUCCUGAUUGCCUUGCUGGAGGCUGACACCGCCUCACAGGACCCAGUGGUACAAGGAGCCGUGAAGUGUAUCAUGAACGACGAGUUCGACGACGUCUACACCAUCGCUCUCUCCGCAUAUGCUCUCACCCUUUAUGACGAAGGGCUACCAUUCCGACACGAGCUGAUGAGCAAACUCCGGGACACCGUGAUAGAGGAAGAGGGUCAGCAGCACUGGGAGAGGGCAGACAAACCCGAGAGACCGCAGACAAGAUGGUGGUGGUAUUACACGGCCAACUCCGCAGAGGUUGAGAUAACCGCUUACGCUCUCAUGGCCCUUAUCGUCAGUGAACAACAAGGAGGCAUCAUCAUUGGUCAGCCCAUUGUCCAAUGGCUAUCCAGACAGAGGAAUUCCUACGGAGGAUUUUCGUCUACGCAAGACACAGUCGUGGCUCUUCAGGCAUUGGCAGAAUACGGUACCAUAGCAUACACGGACGGCUUGGACAUGGCUGUCACUGUAUCCGACGACGAGGAAGACUUGGUAACAGUAGAGCUGAGCGACACGGACAGCCUCAUUCCUACACGACAGCGAAUAGACACCCUGCCUACGCAAGUGAAAAUAUCAGCUUCCGGGGACGGUUGUGCUAUGAUACAGGCCAACGCCCGUUAUAACGUCGAAGGGCAAACUCCGAAAGACCCUGCAUUUACACUGGACAUUAAGAUGUUCCAGUCGGUAAUGGAGCCAACAAAUUGCGACAGACAAAGAAUGCAGAUCUGUACACGUUUUACUGUGUCGGGUCAGGUAUCUAACAUGGCUAUAAUAGAGGUUAAAAUGGUCACUGGAUGGAUCCCUGAUGAAAAAACCUUAAAAGACCUUGUUAAGCUACCACUCUGGGGUAUACAAAGAUAUGAGAUUGAUAAUAACGUUGUUAACUUUUACUUUGACGAGAUCUCCGCCCAGAAGAGCUGUGUGUACUUUGAAGUGAUCAGGGAACUGGAGGUGAAUAACACCCAGCCUGGGAGAGUCCACGUGUAUGAUUACUAUGAAACAGAUUAUUCCGUGAUAAGUCCCUACGAAAUAGAGCCACAAUGCAACACUUUCCAAUGGAGGCCGAUCUUCUUCGAUGCGCUGCCAAGGCCACGUAAUUUUGCAGCUGGAGCACUAGGGGGAAUAGUGGAGCCAGUUAACGCUACUGCAAAGGUUGAUGAAGCAUCACCUGUUGUAACAGGUGUUAACCGGUGUCCUUACUGCCCAGAGAGCAGGCCCGAUAAUUUUGAAGAUCUUAUCUGUUCUUCUGAUGUUGCGUACAAGACACAGGCCGGAAGGACAGGAGAUUUCAAACUAAAAAUACGAUCGGAUUUCCGACCUGCUUCAGGGAAAGUUGAGAUCGAAAAAUUCUCCAACUUUGCACUGCCUGAAGGAUGUAGCUGUGAUGCUCUCGACGAGGAUAUCAAGGUGUUCGUGCUGGGACCAAAGGAUAUAUUUGAUGAGUCAUCUAAAACGCUGAGACUGGACGGAAGUGUGACUGUGGUUCGGCUGAUGAAAGGCUUAGACAAACAAGUUCGGCGUGUCGUCACCAAAAGUAGUUGUAAAUAGAGGAAUAGCAGUUAGCAAAAGAUGAAAUAUUUACUUAAGAUGUAACGAAGAAAUGAUACUGAUGCGAUUGUGUCUUUGUACGCAAUCGCAUUUGGAUCUUUGUACCCAAAGGAAUAAAGGCAGUCAUUUCAAUA